Anopheles maculipalpis is the source of this 1151-nucleotide messenger RNA. RefSeq names its product methylosome protein 50-like. Bases 27 to 1151 code for a protein of 374 amino acids. The record is from RefSeq and is a predicted model, not a curated record. The transcript has 3 exons. Gene Ontology annotation, molecular function: protein binding. Lineage: Eukaryota; Metazoa; Arthropoda; Insecta; Diptera; Culicidae. Gene Ontology annotation, cellular component: methylosome. Gene Ontology annotation, biological process: oocyte axis specification.
AAACACAUCGAAACAGUUCUGGCACCAUGGAUUACAACAGACAUGUCGAUCUGGUAUCGACAUAUGCUGUACCGAACACCUAUCAGCCACCGGAAACGCUACCCGAGCUAGCGAAAAGUACCGACUAUCCGAACAUGAACUCGUUGCACUACCGGCUCACGAAAGCGGUUCCGUUGCCGGAGAAAAAACUGCCCCCCUUUCUAGAUCUGGCCACUGUUAAUUGUGAGGGUAAUGUAAUUGUGGCCGGCAAUAACUAUACUGGCCGGCUGUGGGAAGGUGGAAUCUGUGGUUGGAAAACGACGGCGGAUCUUUUCCAGGAAGAGAAGAUAAGCUUCAGCAACCGGUGCGAUGCGAUCGUGACGGCACUGUGCUACACAGUGGAGGAUGCUUUGUUUAUUCUGGGCAAUGAUAGAGGAUCGAUCGAACUGUGGUCUACUGGGAAUGCAAUUCGAGGACCGGGUCUCUACAUGGUAGACAAACGGAAUGAACAUAUCGGCGCCAUUACGGCACUGGACAUAUUUCAUAACACCGAGCGGACCGUGAUUUCUGGAUCGGUGGACGGUUGCAUCAAGCUGUGGGAUUACAGCCAGGGUGAUUUGCAGUCAACCAACACGUUCCAGAAUGCUCAUCUCGGACCAAUUACGUCUGUGUCCGCCGAUUGCAUCCAGAACUCGUUGGCCGUAAGCUGCUCGAAAGACCAGUCUGCACUGUUGUGGGACUUCCGGGAAACGAAACCGGCUGUGGCACUGUACGAAAAGCACGAUGUCCCGUUUGCAACGAUCCGGUGGUGCGAUGAAGGCGUCUGGAAUCGAUUGGUAGCCAUUGGAGAUGAGAUGGGACGUGUGCACUUUAUCGAUACACGGCAACCGAACGUUUUUCUCGAGACGGUACCGUGUUUCGAUCGGAAGGUUCACAAAAUAUCAUUCCACCGCAAAAACUUCGCUGUGCUGGGAAAUACGCCAGAGGUUAAGUUUUUCGACGACAAAUCGAAAGAGAUUCUGGUGGAAAACAGUGCUUCGAACUAUGUUCGUGAUAUUGUUUGGGAUGGAACGAACAACGACGACCCAACGAUUUCCUCCUGCACACUGAUCGGAUGGGAUAGCUACGUAAAGCGGUUAACACUUGAAGUGAAACAGCCCUCAAGUGAGUGA